GAAGAAGUGAACGCCAUAGCAGCAGACUGCAACUGUAUGACGUCAGUGUGAGUGUUCUUUGAGAAGUGUUCAUACCGUGCGUGGGCAUUCAAACACGAGUGCUGUUUAUAGAAACUAUGACGUGUAACGUUGAAUAUUUUGUUAAAUAGCAAAACGCACAUCUGUUCCUUCACAUUAUUUUACAGUUGAAGAGGCUAGUUCAUCCAAAAGUAGGACUAACAAACACUAACAAAUUCUGUGUGCAAAAAUGGAGAUUGUUAAAGAAGACAGUGAAGACAUGAGCGAUUCAGACCCAUGCAAAUUGAAAAAUGAAGAUACCGAGGAACAAACAGACCUGGUGGGGCUGAAAGAUGAAAGUGAUGAACUGAAGGGACUGGAGGAGACACAUCAGUAUCAGAAAGAUCAUAAUUUCAAAAUGGAAGAAAUAUCUUCUGAUUGCUCGCAGAUGACAAAGACAGAGCAAAGGACGAAAGCAAGAACAUCUUUUACUUGCCCUCAUUGUGAAGAUGUUUUUGCAUUGAAAAGUGACUUUGAUUUGCAUGUAAGAAUCCAUAAUGGAGAAAAGAUGUUCACAUGCCCUCAGUGUGAAGAGGGAUUUGCUUUGAAAACAGACUUUGAGCUGCACAUAAGAGUCCACACUGGAGAAAAGAUUUUCACCUGCCCUCAGUGUGGAGAACAUUUCUUGUACAAAGGACAUCUCGCGCGUCACAUAAGAACUCACAUUAAAGGAGGACGCCUACACCCAUGUCUUCAGUGUGGAAAGAGAUUCAAACAGAGAAGUCUGCUUAAUGACCACGUGAAAAUUCACUCUGAAGAGCGCCCGUACACGUGUGUUCAGUGUGGAAAGAGCUUCAAACAGAGGGGACCGCUUCAUGUCCACAUGAAAAUUCAUUCCGAAGAGCGCCCGUACACGUGUGUUCAGUGUGGAAAAGGUUUUAAACAGAGGGGGCCGCUUCAUGUACACAUGAAAAUUCACUCCGAAGAGCGUCCGUACACGUGUGUUCAGUGUGGAAAGAGUUUUAAACUGAGUAGGAUGCUUAAAAACCACAGGAAAAUUCACUCUGAAGAGCGGCCGUACACGUGUGUUCAGUGUGGAAAGAGCUUCAAGCAGAGUGGUCCGCUUCAUGUCCACAUGAAAAUUCACUCAGGAAAGCGCCCAUUCCCGUGUCCUCAGUGUGGAAAGAGUUUUAUACAAAGUGAUGCACUUAAAAACCACAUGAGAGUUCACACUGGAGAGCGCCCGUUCCCAUGUCCUCAGUGUGGAAAGAGUUUCAGACAGAGUGGUGCGCUCAGUGAACACAUAAGAAUUCAUUCUGGAGAGCGGCCGUACGCGUGUGUUGAAUGUGGAAAGACUUUUAGACGGAGAAAUAUGCUGAAUGACCACAUUAAAAUUCACACUGGAGAGUGCCCGCACACGUGUGUUCAGUGUGGAAAGAGUUUUCGUGAGAAUGGUGCGCUCAAUGAACACAUGAAAAUUCACUCUGAAGAGCGCCCGUACACGUGUGUUCAGUGUGGAAGGAGUUUUAGACGGAGAAAUAUGCUGAAUGACCACAUAAAAAUUCACUCUGAAGAGCGCUCGUACACGUGUCCUCAGUGUGGAAAGAGUUUUAAACAGAGCAGUAUGCUUAAUGACCACGUGAAAAUUCACUCUGAAGAGCGCCCGUACACGUGUGUUCAGUGUGGAAAGAGCUUUAAACAGAGGGGACCGCUUCAUGUCCACAUGAAAAUUCACUCUGAAGAGCGUCCGUACCCGUGUCUUCAGUGUGGAAAGAGUUUUAAACACGGUGAUGCACUUAAAAACCACAUGAGAAUUCACACCGGAGAGCGGCCAUACCCCUGUCCUCAGUGUGGAAAGAGCUUUCGAAGGAGUAGUGCGCUUAUCGUACACAUGAGAAUUCACACUGGAGAGCGUCCGUACACGUGUCCUCAUUGUGGAAACGGUUUUAGACAAAGUGGUGCGCUUAAUGAACACAUGAAAAUUCACUCCGGAGAGCACACAUGUGUUUAAUGUGGAAAGAGUUUUAGAAAGAAGAUUUAUGACCCCAUGAGAAUUCACACUAGAGGGUGUCCAUACCAUGUGUUCAAUGUGGGAAACGUUUCGCAAACCAAAGUGAUUUUUGGAUCCACAUGAGAAUUCACACUUGAGAGCAACCAUACACAUCUGAUCGAAAAAGAAAGAAGGCAUGAUAACAAAAAACAUUCAAAAAGAUUGUGCCUUUAGGAAGAACUUUUAUUGGAUGAAAAGGUUUACUGAAAGAAAAUAAACAUUGGAGGAGCCAAAGACCUUUUUCCUUUCACUGCGAAUUCAUUGGAUGUGUAAAAACAGCUGAUGCAUUGAUUUUGAAACGAAAUUGGCAGCAGAUUGACAGUUAAAGUGGAGUCAACGAAUGCUAUGACCAAGCCGUCUAAUUUACGUCAGUUGAUAUGGAUAUUGAGUAGGUACAUGAAUUUUAAAAGAAAACGAUAAGCUAUUUACCUUAAACGCUGCAAUAUUUCAUGAAAAAAUAAGAAUUGUCAUUAUUUAUUUUACUGGGACUUUAACUGUUUACGGACGCCGUGCCACUUGGCGGCCAUGUUUUUAAUGGCUCUGUGCAGUUAGUAGCGAGUCAACAGUCCUUGCAUGAGGGAAGGCAGAUAUUUUUUGGCUGGGUGGCACAAAUCACAAUUAAACCGCAUCAAUCAAUAAUUAAACCUGUAAUGAACUGUACCAUUACUUGGAUUUGAUGAGCUUAGAUUGCGCUACAAAUCACCUUUUUCGAGAUGGCUUCAUCUACUGGCAAGCGCCUCACGAGAGCCCCGCCCCAGAAAAUGGACAUUCAAUACUGAUUGACGAUUGGCUCGUUUCACUGGGAGGUGGGACUUCCUUCACUAGAGUGGCCACAUUGAGCGUUGCAUUCCUCCCGAUUCCUUGUAAUGGCAAAUCUUGUUAAUAUUAAUAUCUUUGACGAUAAUGGAGCACAAGAUGACAUAAACGAUCUGCUGAUGGAAAUAGUCAACUGCACUAAUACAGUAUUACUAUAGAAAAUGCUGUAAUAUACUAUAUAACACUCAUCUCUUGCAUAUCACCUCGUCAAAGCACAAGAUGUUACUAUGGCCUUAGUUUGCCUGUGGCCUACAGCAGCAACCUGUCCUCGACUGCUAUGUCGGAAGCAAGACACGCCCCCUCAUUACCAUAUGGACACAGAAAUGUCGAAAUAAAUAAAAGUCAAAAGGCUGAAAUAAAUGUAUAUUAACAUAAAUGCAUAAAAUAAAUACAAAUAUGUACAAAUAAAUAAAUUAACAAAUUUCAUUCAUUGUUAUAUUUUUAGAAAAUUAAUUUCUGUAAGUAUUUAUUUAUUUUAGCUGUUUUAGAUAACUUAAUGCAUAACUUUUUUUUAUUAAUUUAUUUUAAAUUUUGGCAGGAUUGGAAUUCCCUAUCAUAAACCGAAAACAAAGUUACUUAAUAAAUAAGCCUUUCCAUGCCAUUCAUACCAGAACUACUUCUAUCUUUGAAUUCCCACUUGGAACGUUUUUCAAUGUGACCCUGCUUGUGAAAUCCAAGCAAAUGAUAAUUCAUUAGGUUAUGAUACUUUAGCCUGGGUUUUCACAGGAUCACAAAUGUUUACAUGCUGAUCAAUAAUUCCAAUGCUUUCCUGUAGCUCAGUGGUAAGAGCAAGGUUGUGGGUUCGAUCCCAGGGGAUUGCAAAUACCUAUGUAAAAUGUAUAGGAUAAAAGCAAUGUAAGUCGCUUUGGAUAAAAGUGUCUGCCAAAUGUCUAAAUGUAAAAUGUAAAUGUAACGCUAAAUGUAGAUAAAAACGUUAAGCUUCAUAAAAUAUCACAGAUCUGGUUAAAGGUUGGAGACUUACUAAGUCCAGUUUUUAAGAGUCUAAAAGUGGAGCCCCUGGAUCAGUCCUCAGACAAUGUUUGCAAAUAUUGUUAAAGUGAAUGUUCUCUGUCUUUGUCAGAAUGCAUAAUUUACAUUUCCUUAUGGGGAAAUUAUGCAGAUGGUAAGGCUUUCUUAAAUAAAAGUCUUCUUUA
This is a messenger RNA of Triplophysa dalaica, 4017 nucleotides long. Its product is annotated as gastrula zinc finger protein XlCGF57.1-like. Gene Ontology annotation, molecular function: DNA-binding transcription factor activity; RNA polymerase II cis-regulatory region sequence-specific DNA binding. The transcript has 4 exons. Lineage: Eukaryota; Metazoa; Chordata; Actinopteri; Cypriniformes; Nemacheilidae. The coding region runs from base 248 to 2008 and encodes 586 amino acids. Gene Ontology annotation, biological process: regulation of transcription by RNA polymerase II. The record is from RefSeq and is a predicted model, not a curated record.